Messenger RNA from Acomys russatus (golden spiny mouse), 789 nucleotides. RefSeq names its product yippee like 3 (gene Ypel3). NCBI's taxonomy places the organism in Eukaryota, Metazoa, Chordata, Mammalia, Rodentia, Muridae. The coding region runs from base 225 to 584 and encodes 119 amino acids. The record is from RefSeq and is a predicted model, not a curated record. The transcript is spliced from 5 exons.
CCUCCCCCUCCCGCCGCAGCCGCGGCAGCAGCUGGUCUCGGUGUAAACAAGUCGAGGCGGCUGCGAACCGGGCCGGGGGGGACGGCGCCCAUCAGGAGCGCCCCCCACUCCCAGGCCAGGCCACCCCGCGGACCCGGCCCUCCACACGCCCAGGCGAGGCACUGGGCUCCCUCUGCUCCCCGUGGGCCGCUCCCCGCGUGGGGCCACUGCCCUUGGCCCCCGCCAUGGUGCGGAUUUCAAAGCCCAAGACGUUUCAGGCCUACUUGGAUGACUGUCACCGGAGGUAUAGCUGUGCCCACUGCCGUGCUCACCUGGCCAACCACGACGACCUCAUCUCCAAGUCCUUCCAGGGCAGUCAGGGGCGUGCCUACCUCUUCAACUCUGUGGUGAAUGUGGGCUGUGGGCCAGCAGAGGAGCGGGUACUGCUGACUGGCCUUCAUGCUGUGGCUGACAUCCACUGUGAGAACUGCAAGACCACUUUGGGCUGGAAAUAUGAGCAAGCCUUUGAGAGCAGCCAGAAGUACAAAGAAGGGAAGUACAUCAUUGAACUCAACCACAUGAUCAAAGACAACGGCUGGGACUGACCUAGCUGCUGACGCAUGUGGCUGCAGCCUGGCCUGGCCGCCAGGUGGAGCCACUGGUUUCGCUCCUCCUGAAAGGGAGCUCUGGACCCUCAGGGCCCCCACAGGGGAAGGAUCCAGCUCCUGUACAUAUAUUUUAUUGCAUGCACUGUGACCUUGGGGGGAGACCAGGAGGGGGGAUUGGAAACUCUCCCCCCCCCCCCCCCCC